Molecule: messenger RNA, 2571 nt
Organism: Prunus armeniaca (apricot)
Lineage: Eukaryota; Viridiplantae; Streptophyta; Magnoliopsida; Rosales; Rosaceae
Source: the annotation of a GenBank genome assembly
AUGGAAAUCCGGCAAGCCGUUAAAGAUAACAUGCAUUGCUCAAGCCUCUCUCUUCACGCUCCCGCCAAACUCCCAUUGCCACCUUCUCUCAGACCUCAGAAAAGCCCCGAUUUUGAUUCCCUCAAUAACCGUCUGAUCAGCCACAUCAAUGUGGGUCAUCUCCGCAAAGCAAUCACUACCCUUGAUCUCAUGGCCCAGCGCGGGACUCACCCAGAUCUCCCCAUCUACUCCCUCCUCCUCAAGUCUUGUAUCAGGUCCCGGAAUUUCGACCUGGGCAGACUUGUCCACGCCCGGCUGGUUCACUCACAGCUCGAUCUCGACCCGGUCGUUCUGAACUCAUUGAUUAGCUUGUACUCAAAAUCUAGGGACUGGAAAAUGGCAAAUUCAAUCUUCGAAAAUAUGGGAAAUAAGAGAAAUUUGGUUUCUUGGAGUGCCAUCGUGUCUUGUUUUGCGAACAAUGAUAUGGGAUUGGAAGCUAUUUUGACAUUUCUUGAUAUGCUUGAAAAUGGGUUUUACCCAAAUGAGUAUUGCUUUGCAUCGGUGAUUCGGGCAUGUUCGAAUGCCCAGAAUAUUCGGAUUGGGAAUAUAAUUUUUGGGUCAGUAAUCAAAAGUGGGUAUCUUGGUUCUGAUGUGUGUGUUGGCUGCUCAUUGAUCGAUAUGUUUGCAAAGGGUAGUGGAGAGUUGGAUGACGCAUAUAAGGUGUUUGAGACAAUGCCUGAGACGGAUGCUGUGACUUGGACUUUGAUGAUUACUAGGCUUGCACAAAUGGGUUGUCCAGGAGAGGCUAUUGAUUUGUAUGUGGAUAUGUUAUGGAGUGGGCUCAUGCCUGACCAGUUUACACUAAGUGGCGUUAUAUCAGCUUGUACAAAAUUGGACUCAUUGUCGUUAGGGCAGCAAUUGCAUUCAUGGGUUAUACGGUCUGGGUUGGCUUUGGGUCAUUGUGUUGGGUGCUGUUUGGUGGACAUGUAUGCCAAGUGUGCGGCUGAUGGAUUGAUGGAUGAUGCAAGGAAGGUAUUUGAUCGGAUGCCAAACCAUAAUGUUAUGUCAUGGACUUCAAUCAUCAAUGGAUAUGUGCAGAGUGGAGAGGGUGAUGAGGAGGCAAUCAAACUCUUUGUUGGAAUGAUGACGGGUCAUGUUCCACCAAACCAUUUCACGUUUUCUAGCAUUUUAAAGGCUUGUGCAAAUCUUUCUGAUCUGCGUAAGGGUGAUCAGGUUCACUCCCUGGCAGUGAAACUAGGCCUUGCAUCAGUUAAUUGUGUGGGAAACUCACUUAUUAGCAUGUAUUCAAGGUCUGGCCAGGUGGAAGAUGCCCGGAAAGCUUUUGAUAUUUUGUAUGAGAAAAAUUUGAUAUCUUAUAACACAAUCGUUGAUGCAUAUGCCAAGCAUUCAGACACAGAAGAAGCCUUUGGACUUUUUCAUGAAAUUCAGGAUACAGGAUUUGGGGCUAGUGCUUUCACAUUUUCUAGUCUCUUGAGUGGAGCUGCAAGCAUUUGUGCAGUUGGUAAGGGUGAGCAAAUCCAUGCCCGGAUUAUAAAAUCAGGAUUUGAGUUAAACCAAGGCAUUUGUAAUGCUUUGGUUUCCAUGUAUUCCAGGUGCGGAAACAUAGAUGCUGCUUUUGCAGUGUUCAAAGAGAUGGAAGAUUGGAAUGUUAUAUCAUGGACUUCAAUGAUCACAGGUUUUGCAAAGCAUGGAUAUGCAGCUGCAGCUGUGGAAAUGUUCAACAAAAUGCUUGAGGCUGGAUUAAAACCGAAUGAGAUCACGUAUAUUGCUGUUUUGUCAGCUUGUAGCCAUGCGGGUUUGGUUGCUGAGGGAUGGAAACACUUCAAGGCAAUGCAGAAGAAACAUGGUAUCGUCCCAAGAAUGGAACAUUAUGCAUGCAUGGUAGAUUUAUUAGGCCGCUCAGGAUCCCUUGUAGAAGCCAUUGGGUUUAUUAACUCAAUGCCUUUUACACCUGAUGAACUAAUCUGGCGAACAUUUCUUGGAGCCUGCCGAGUACAUGGUCACAUAGAGCUCGGGAAACAUGCUGCAAAGAUGAUUAUUGAGCAGAACCCACAUGAUUCGGCAGCAUAUAGUUUACUGUCGAAUUUGUAUGCUUCCAGUGGUCUUUGGGAAGAAGUAGCCAACGUAAGAAAAGAUAUGAAAGAGAAGUUUUUGAUCAAAGAAGCAGGUUCUAGCUGGAUAGAGGUGAAAAAUAAGAUCCACAAGUUUCAUGUUGGGGAUACUUCACACCCUAAAGCACGGGAGAUUUAUGAUGAACUGGACAAAUUGGGUUCAAAGAUAAAGAAAAUAGGCUUUGUCCCCGAUACAGAUUUUGUACUUCAUGAUGUGGAAGAGGAGCAAAAAGAGUAUUAUUUGUUUCAACACAGUGAGAAAAUAGCUGUGGCGUUUGGUCUUAUUAGCACAUCAAAAUCGAAACCCAUUAGAGUAUUUAAGAAUCUCCGUGUUUGUGGAGACUGCCACACUGCGAUUAAGUAUAUUUCAAAAGCUACUGGGAGAGAAAUAGUGGUAAGGGAUUCAAAUCGGUUUCAUCAUUUCAAGGAUGGGACAUGCUCUUGCAAUGAUUACUGGUGA